Molecule: messenger RNA, 1629 nt
Organism: Suillus paluster
Lineage: Eukaryota; Fungi; Basidiomycota; Agaricomycetes; Boletales; Suillaceae
Exons: 3
Coding region: 1-1629 (542 amino acids)
Source: RefSeq, a predicted model, not a curated record
AUGGAUUUCGUGCAUUCGUCAUCUUAUGAGCCCGCAUGGAAUAAUCUAUGCGACGCCGUAGAAUAUAGCGGCAUUUUCGAUUCCGAAAAGCGCCAGCCCCAUUCACGAUGCAUGGAGAACACACGCGUUGCGCUGAGGGAGAGUCUGAAACAGAUCCUCGAUAAACGUGAUCACACGAACGUUUACCUUAACGGUCUCGCUGGUGUUGGAAAAACUUCUAUCGCGUUCUCUAUAGCUGAGGAGAUGAAAGCAACGUCAAGGCUCGCUGCUACUUUCUUCUUCUCGCAUAAACAUGCACAACAAGCUGGUGCCAUUAUUCCUACCAUCGCAUACCAGCUGGCACUGGCCUUCCCUCGCAUUCGGGGCGAUAUCGUGAAAGCGAUUGAGAAAGACAAGAUGCUCCUAUCGUCUGUAAAAUCUCGCAGUGAUCAGAUGCGAGAGCUCGUCAUCAAGCCACUACAAACAUUGAAAUUUCGUCAAGAAACACCUUAUACCAUCAUAAUCGAUGCUCUUGAUGAAUCCUUCGCUGCUGAAGAGGCAGCAAGACUGGUUUCGCUGUUGACAGAGACCCUCGCAGGUCCAGACUUGCCUAUCAUCCACCUGAUAUUCACAAGCCGUCCUGAGCCGCAUAUCCGCGCAGUCAUGCAAGGCUGUGUCCAUGAGAUUCUCCCCACCACUGAUGAUGAAGAUACAAUACGGGAUGCUCGUUUCUUUCUGCGAGCGUCAUUGGACAACACACGAACAUCUCGUCCUGUUAUCUUCGGCCAGCCGCCCACGCCAUGGCCAUCGGAGGAUGAAUUUGAAUCGCUGGCCUUCAAGGCAGGCGGCCUAUUUGUUUAUGCUGCCAUGGUCAUCAAUUUUAUAUCCAUCGCUCGUCAUAAUCCGAAGCAGAGGCUAGACCUUUUACUUCGCGAGAAGUCUACCGUCGGUGCUGACAUCGAUCAGUUUUAUCGGCAGAUUAUCGCAACUUCGGAGAAUCCACUCGCGCACUGUCGGAUGCUGGCAUCUAUCAUCCAUCUCAUGGCACCAUUGCCGGUCGCAAAACUCCAAGAUCUCUUUCACGCGGAUAGGGAGAGCUUUGAUAUGAUGCUUGAAUCAUUUUCACCCGUUAUCUUAAACCCUUAUGAUGGGGUCGGAAAUGUUGAGGUUUACCACGCUUCGCUCCGCGACUUUAUCAUGGACCCUCUACGCUCGAAGGAAUAUUACACGGAUCAUGCGCAUGUUCAUGACCACAUUGCAUGUUGUUGCCUUAGCUUCUUUGUACGACAAGAACCAACGAGCAACACAUGGUCCGCCCCAGCUUACGGAUUAUGGACAUCGUCUUAUCCACAUCAGUAUUGGGCUCCACAUCUUUCUAUGGCCUAUCCUAGUAACAAACUUCGAAAUUUGCUCGCCCUGUUUACAGAGAAAUGCCUGCAACGUUGGGUGUCACAGUCAAACGGCUAUGAUAUAUUUCUCAAUACAUCUUUGCGUGAGGCAAGAGAUACUUGUUUAUCCUUGAAAUGGAUCAGGGGUCCGUCGGACCUUGUGGUUGCCUGGCGUAUCCAUAAGGCUUUCAGAGUGGCAGCAAAGUAUCACAACAGGACACUGAUGAUGGGCAACAUCAGGAGACCACGAGUUCGCUUCUGA